GAGGGAGUUGCCGAGCCCCGCCGCGGCGGAGCUCCCUCCCGGCACUGCCGGCGCGGGCGCGCUCGCGGGGCGCGCCCGCCUCUCGAGGGGGGGGGCGCUGCGCGCAGGGGAGGAGGCCAUGGCCACAGUUGCUGGUAUGGGGGCCACUCGGAGCACACUGUUGCGGAGCUGGAAACUGCGGCGUGGCUUACGGCUGGAGCUGCACCUCACUCCAGACGUGCUCUCGCACCCGCCCGGGGGCGCGGGCUGCUGCGACGCCCUGGUGAACCCCGCGAACGAGGCGCUGGUCGGCACGAAGCUGCCGUACUUCCCCAUGCCGGUCGAGCCUCCUGCAGGUCUUCGAACGACUGAUUGGUGUGCUAUGGAGGCUGGGCCAAACAUGUUCUAUUCGAUGCAGG
Prorocentrum cordatum is the source of this 398-nucleotide messenger RNA. NCBI's taxonomy places the organism in Eukaryota, Dinophyceae, Prorocentrales, Prorocentraceae. The record is from the annotation of a GenBank genome assembly.